AUGGAGUCGACAACAACUUCUUAUAAUAUGAGGAGUCCAGCUGUUAAAAGGCUUUUAAAAGAGGCUCGCGAAUUACAACAAGAUACUUGUAGCGAUUAUACAGCCCAACCACUUGAGAAUAAUUUAUUUGAAUGGCAUUUUGUAAUUCGUGGACCUGAUUCAACAGAAUUCGAAGGUGGAAGAUUUCAAUGUUUUCAAACAGACUAUCCUCAGAAUUUGGAUUGGUCAGACAAUGGUGUAGCAUUGAUCCCUAAUCCUGCGCACUUAUAG
This is a messenger RNA of Entrophospora sp. SA101, 270 nucleotides long. NCBI's taxonomy places the organism in Eukaryota, Fungi, Glomeromycota, Glomeromycetes, Entrophosporales, Entrophosporaceae. The record is from the annotation of a GenBank genome assembly.